Molecule: messenger RNA, 2411 nt
Organism: Linum trigynum
Lineage: Eukaryota; Viridiplantae; Streptophyta; Magnoliopsida; Malpighiales; Linaceae
Source: the annotation of a GenBank genome assembly
GACAUAGCAGCACUGAGACGCAUUUCAUUAGAAAAUUAGAUACCGUAAAAAAAUAUAUAGUUUUUUUUACAAUAGCAAUUGUACAUCUCAAUCUUUUAAUAUAGCGAAUUCAUCAAUAAUGGAGUCUACCUCCAUACCAAUAGCAUACGACUCUCCUUCAAAUAAUAUAGUUAACCAAUUAGUGAGAAAUUCAACGCUCAUUUUGUUGCGCAAAUCAUAUUUCACCCGUUCCAUUGUUGAAAAGGUUUUCUCCAUAGUAGCUGUUGCAAAGGGCAAUGUCAACACUAGACAAAUCAAUCGACUAAUCAAUUUGUAUUGUGUGUUCGUCCCUAUUUCCAUCAGCUGGUCUAGUAAUUUUUCAAGGGAACAAACCUCAUUGUUCUUUUAGUCUCUUACGUUUUAGACUUUUAGAAUUUUAGGUUACAUUGUUUGUUUUUCUUUAGAAGAGAAUCACUAGAGCUAGAAUUUCUAGGCUAAAUUUAAAGUUGUGAUUUGAAUAUGUUCAUCUAACCCAUUUUCUCAAUUACACACAAUCGUAUUAAUAGAAUAACACUGGGCCGAAUGGCUAAACUCGAUAAACUCAUAAAAGCUAUACUAACUUCGGAUCCGGAGGAGGGCUGGGCCGUGGCCCGGGGUGGCCACCCCCUGGAUCCGCCACUGUUUGAAGAGAAUGUAUCUAAAAUUUACAUUCAUAUUUAAAUAAAAUACAACGUUCCAAAUAAAAUGAGAAAUCUUCAUAUUUAAAUACUACAUUUAACGCUAACAUCAAAAAGUUUAUACUGGAAUUAACAAAUAACAUAAACAUCUAAAUAUCAUAUGCAUACUUGAAUCCAAAUAAUAGCAUCAACAUUUAACUUUCAAAAUAAAUAAAUAAAACAAGUAAUUAUUUUUAAUUAAUUUCACCAAAAUUAUGUUAAAAAUUCGGUCAUAUUUGUCAUACAAUAAAUAGUAUUUCUGGAACUCUACUUUAUGGCAACAAUAUUAUUUCUGGUGCCAUUAUUCCUACUUCUGCGAUGUUAGCCCGUUCUGUAACCGGUACUAAUUGAACCCGAUUCUACCCACCACAAUUUUGCAUAAUUUUUUUUAGAGAAAACAUUGUGCAAUGCUCUCAUCAUAUGGAUAUUUCGUCAAUUCUCUUGCAACUUAACCUUGUCGAAACCAAAGGGAAAUAUUUGGCUGUCACCCAAUCAUGAGGCGCCACGUUGACAAGCAGAGGUUGAGAUUGGCCUGAUUGGCCAAUCCUAGAGGCUUGAUCUAUCCGUUACAAACCGUCGAGGCUGCCGAGGGGCGACGGCGCGAAAAAACAACCAUGACGAUAGCCAGAGCUACGCCAUCGGAACUCUCACUCCGGAUCGUAUCCGCUUCCAGCUCCGCUCUCCCCUCCGAUUCCCGACUUCCAGUGAUUUCAUCUCCGAUCACCGUCGAUCGCCGCGGAAGCAAUCGCCUUCCACCUCCAAUCAAGAUCUCCCGCAGAGAUGCCGCUCUACUCCCCUUCGUCGCGCUCGUCCCGCUCCUUGCACCGCCGCCUCCCGCCGCAGCUUUCUCCGUCGGCAUUUCAGGACCGAAGGACUGGCUGAAAGAGCAGAAGAGGAAGGCGGCGAAGUACCUGCUGGCGCCUAUCGAUGCCUCCAGAGAGAGUCUCCGCUCCGUCUAUCUGGCACUCACUGGGGGAUCUGAUCUCACAGUCGUCGAUUUAGGGGAAGUUCAAAAGCUUCUGGUUUCUUCUGCUAGAGAUUGCGUUCCACGAGAGAGGAAUUCGUUUGUGGUAUUCCAGGCCAAUACUGGAGUAGAGGUUUGCACGUUCACUUUGAUUCUGAAGAAUGCUGCUUCAUUGCUUGAUAAAAAUGAUCCUGUCAAGCUGGAGGGUGAAGCCAUAUUGAAUAAUCUCAUAAGUUCGUUCGCUUCUCUGAGCGGUGUCAUAAAUGGAAUGGAUAUUCAACUCUCUUCUGACAGAUUGAAGGUUGCUGAUGCAGUGAUGGAUACUUUGUCGUCGUUGGACAAGUUUGAGCAGGGAGUGAAGGAUUGCCUUGAAGCUUGAUCAUGACCAGCAUACUGUUCAUGCAAUGCCCUUCUUGUUCAGAACAAAUGGUACAUUGACACUAGUUAUUGGUUGUAUAUCAUUCUCCUCACAUUCAGCCUCAUUUCAUAUAAUGGGCUUCAGUGGAAUUCUUGGGAGUGGUCUCUCUAUUCUGGCAGUUUUGAGACUAGUAGAAGUUUCCAAAUUCAGAUGGCAGUUCUUGCAGUUUGGGAAAUGAAGAAUUCUAUAGAGCAAUGUUAUUCUUUGCCGUUGGUAACACUGCUGUAGCAUGCAUUUUGGUGAGACUAGAACCUUUCUAUCACAAGCAACUCAUGGUUGAUGGCUCUGGCGGAUAUUUGAAGAGGUCGUCAAAAAAUGAACUGCUUGACAUGUC